AUCAUUGGUACCUCUGUGGCAUGAUUUCGUAAUAUUGUUUCAACAAAAUAUACUAUAUUCGUUCAAGUCCCUUCAAAAUUGUGUCGUACUCUCAUUCGGAUAAAGGCCUCUCUCGUGUCUGCACUUCUAACGAAUAAUCUGUUGUUGAUAUUUUUGUUUCGUCAAUCCGUGAAACGAUGGCUAAUGCUGCUGCUAAACGAAUGGAAUUGCCUUGGCGUGAGCCCAUGGAUCCCAGGAAAUUGGAGACAUGGUAUAACGAGAACAUCCAACACGGGACCGAGGAGUUCGACAGAGAUUGCCGUCGUGCCGUGGACGAGGUAGUAAGGUCAGUCCAUAGAAUGUGCUCCUCGAAUGGUCUCCUGUUUGACGUGAGCAAGGUGAUAAAGGGUGGCUCACUCGGUAAAGGCACCAUGGUCAAGGAUCUCUCUGAUGUGGACCUUGUCGCCUUCAUCAACCCGCCCCACCUGAGAUCUAUCGUGGAACUGGGCCCAGUGGUCUACCGACAGAAGCUCGCUGGGAUCAUCCGGGAUCUGGAAGCGGCUCUGAAACGACUCCCCUUCGUGGACUCGAGGAGCGUAACCAGUAACGCGUUCCUUGUCAACUUCACCAUCAGAAACCUGGGCCCUAGAAAACGGUCCCUGGGAGUGGAUCUGCUGCCGACUGCCGACAACUGCUACGGGCAUGGCCGAGCUCAUGCCGACAUGUUCAGGGCCAUGCUGCAGCUGCCCAACGGCUACGACCGGGAGUUCUACUCUGCCUCACUGGUCGAGCACCAGCUGCAGUUCAUGGAGCGAAUACCCGGCCACGUCAAAGCCCUGAUCCGCUUGGUGAAGUACUGGGCUUACGAGUGCCUCCCGGACACGCUGCACAAGUCCUACCCGCUGGAGUUGAUCACCGUCUACCGCUGGGAGAACGCUGGUAAGCCCGAGCGCAUCAGCAAGGCCCAGGGGCUGAAGGACGUGCUUCAGGUACUGACCAACUUGAGAGGUUUGCGGCACUACUGGGCGUACCUCUACGACGCUGCACUGGCGAAUCAGACCAUCACUCAGCUCGGCUAUAUCAAUCCAAUAGUUUUGGACCCAGCCAAUCCAACCAACAACGCGUGCUGGGUUUACCAGAAGGGCAACAAUAUCAUAAUGAUUGAGGAAGCUGCCCGUGCCACCCUGAAGUUCAAUCUUCUCAAGGACGUCGUUGUCUCUGCCAACUGGAAAGGUUAAAUAGCGACCAAUAAUCGCCGGAAAAAGAAAGAGAGAAAGAAAAGCCGGAACAAUUCUAAAAUGGUGACCGGGUUUUUAGCUG
Molecule: messenger RNA, 1299 nt
Organism: Patiria miniata (bat star)
Lineage: Eukaryota; Metazoa; Echinodermata; Asteroidea; Valvatida; Asterinidae
Product: 2'-5'-oligoadenylate synthase 1A-like
Exons: 4
Coding region: 177-1217 (346 amino acids)
Biological process (GO): regulation of ribonuclease activity
Cellular component (GO): nucleoplasm; membrane; cytosol
Molecular function (GO): double-stranded RNA binding; 2'-5'-oligoadenylate synthetase activity
Source: RefSeq, a predicted model, not a curated record